AUGUCGACUCGUCAACAAGUACCAUCAUCAACCUUUCAAUCAACAGCCUCCGUUGAUUUAACAGAACCAAGAAGUCCUCAAUCGAGACAACUCGCUCAACUCAAUUACGAAGACUCACCACAUUUUGUGAAAGAAAAUCCAGUCGGAACUCUCAUUCCUGAAAAUCCAGAGAUUUACAGCUCGGAAGGUCUCACCACAGUCAAAAUUUUCAACCGUGAAAAAGGAUGUGUGACCGAAGAGGAAAAACAACGUGUGGAGAAGGAUUUGCAGAACAAGUAA
Messenger RNA from Naegleria fowleri, 279 nucleotides. RefSeq lists its product as uncharacterized. The coding region runs from base 1 to 279 and encodes 92 amino acids. The transcript has a single exon. The record is from RefSeq and is a predicted model, not a curated record. NCBI's taxonomy places the organism in Eukaryota, Heterolobosea, Eutetramitea, Acrasida, Naegleriidae.